This is a messenger RNA of Liolophura sinensis, 1106 nucleotides long. RefSeq names its product radial spoke head protein 9 homolog. Gene Ontology annotation, biological process: cilium movement involved in cell motility; motile cilium assembly; axoneme assembly. The record is from RefSeq and is a predicted model, not a curated record. The transcript is spliced from 5 exons. Gene Ontology annotation, cellular component: axoneme; radial spoke. NCBI's taxonomy places the organism in Eukaryota, Metazoa, Mollusca, Polyplacophora, Chitonida, Chitonidae. The coding region runs from base 123 to 953 and encodes 276 amino acids.
CGCAUGCUUCAAGCCCAUAGCAACCAUCAAGCGACUUAAAUAGUAACCAGAGGUUGCAUAUGGCCUCAAAACAUUAACAUCGACGAAGAUUUGGGAAGUCUGAAGACUAGGUACCCAUCAGCAUGGAUUCUGACAGCUUAUACCUGGAUAUUGACUUCGUAGGAACUAGCGGAAUAAUUCUCAGCCCCGAACAGAAGGCUGCGUUACAAACGUCGCUGGUGAUCUUGCGGAAUGAAAAUAAGUUCAGCAAAGUCUACCUUUGGGGUAAAAUAUUGGGCAUAAAAGAGGACUAUUUCAUAGCUCAAGGAACCGGCAAGGAUGAAUUUGUUGGUAGAAAAACAUUUUACAGCAAGGACUGUGUCCACUGGGGCCUAUUGCCACCUCCAACACCAGAGAUGAAAGCUCAAAGUAAGCUGGCCAAGGGGCGAUUUACUGGCGACCCAGCCUAUGAAUUUGAACACACAGAAACGAAGAAGACUGGAGAAGGAGAGGAUGCCACUGAAGAAGAGGAAACAAUUACAAUCAAAGAAGAGGACCGACUGUCCACUGUAAUUGCUGAGAUUGAUGAAGAUGUGAAGAUUGUUCCAAGAGCAGCCUUUGUCAAGUAUCCAACUGGACAAGUGGUGGCAAACAGAAGCUUUGAAGGAUUAACGGUAUCUGAGGCUUCCAAACUCGGUUCUUACAUGCACUUCCGAGAGCCAUACCGACUUAAUGAGAAAUCCCUGCUAGAAAAAGCAAACCUGGAAAAGUCAAUAGAUUUCCUAGACACCUUGGAAGAGGAUAUUCCUAGAGGUUCUUGGAGUCUGCAGUUUGAGCGGGGCAGUGCGCUAGUCUCCUUGAGGAGUUUGCUCUGGCUAGGCUACACCUUCUACCAUGUGCCUGGCUCUCGCCGCUUUGGCUCAGUGUACGUGGGGCUGGGAGAGAGGAACUUGGACCUCCCAUUUAUGCUGUAAGGUCACAUACUGAACACUCUACAACUUAAUCUGUGAUUUACAGUUUCUGUUUCUGCAUGACGACUGUUCAUAGCAUCCUCUGAGUUUAUGUACAUACAAUUCAUAUGUCCUCAUCUUAUUUAUGUCAAUUAAACAAUGUACCGGAAAUUUUAA